ACAAGGUAUAUAAAUAUCUGAUCGAUGACCUCAAGGGGAGUAGUACCGAAAUGACUGCCUGCAAUGCCACAAAGUUUUUGUGUGGUCGUGCAACCAUGCAACAAAGCAGAAGCAGAUAGCCUUUUCCCCAAUUCACAACAUCUCCGACUGACAAGCCAAAGGAAACCGCUUUCAGCAUUUUGAUGAUUCCCCCCUUUUAUACUCAUGCUUUACUUCCCUUAUAAGGAGAGUCAAUGUAUGAAAAAUUUGCAGUUGAAUGGAGAGAGAGAGAGAGCAAGGAAUUGGUUCAGUGAAAGCAGCGAUUAGCCUCCAUGGCCAGAAGUUCAAUGGAGUAGACAAGGUAAUGAGUACGUUAUCGAUAUCGCAGGACGAUUUUCUGACUAAAUCUGGAGAAUUACUGAAAGGCAAAUUAAACAUGGACAGGCUAAAGGAAACCAAGAAAUCCGCAGAAAAAGAGAAGGAUCAAGCAGAGAUAGAACUCUUGAAGGCAAAGGGCACAGCAAGAGAACUUUAUUUCGGCGUUGAGAAGUUGACAAACGCCGAAGCAAGAAACAGAAAUAAAGACGAACAGAAAAACUCUGAAUUGGUACGAGAAUUGAGUGCCAUGAAGCAAAAGCUUAGUAAGUUGAAGUUUGAUAUGGACACUGCUGUGGGAUCAAAACUUAAAGCUGAGAAGCUGAUUGAGUCCUCAAAUUCUAGAGUGAAAUCCUACACAAUCUCUGCAGAAGAGUUAAGGGGAGAGGUAGAGGAACUGAAUGAAGAGCAUGUGCUUGUUGAGCUCGCGAGGAUUGAAGCAGAAAGAGAGUGCAGAGAACUAGAAGCUCAGAGAAAAGAUCAGGCUGCUCGAUUCUCUAAAAAAAUAAAAGCAAAUAAAGAGAAGAUAAGCUCAAAGCAGAAAGAAAUAGACGAGGCUAAAGUUCUGGAGACAAAGCUUGCAGUUACCAAUUCAGAUUUAAACGUGUUACAAAAUGAAAUGGAGCAGGUGAGAGCAAUGGAGAGAAAUUUUCAGAAGGAAAACCUCGUGAAAGAGUCUGAAGCAGAAUCUGAGCUCAGAUCAGCCAAGAACAACUUAUCAAGUAUUGAAGAAGAAGGGUUCCGGUAUAUGAGCUCAAUGGAUGUUAUCAGAAAAGAAUUGAUGCUUAUUGUGAAGGAAACCAAGCAGUUAAAGAAACAAGAAAGAAAAGCAGAUUCGAGCAUUCAGCAGCUCAAUUCGAGGCUUAUGAAUGCUAAGUCGAAGCUAGAAUCUGCAUCAAUGGCCGAAGAGAGAUCUAGAGCUAUAGUCUCAAACCUGUCAGAGGCCCUCCACAAACUACGAGCAGAAAUUGAGAAAGCAAAGAGAGAUAGAGAAAAUAUCACUGAAGAAACAACAAGAACUAAACAAAACAUCGAGCUUAGUCAGGAAAAAAUCUUAUCAACAGAGAAAAAAGUACUAACUGCGAUGACGGAGCUUGAAGGGAGUAAAGAAUCAGAAGCAACUGCGCUCAAGGAAUUGAGAGUUGUUGCAGAAAGAACAAUGAGAAACAGAGUUUUCUCAUUUGGGCAACACUCUACCAUUACAAUCUCUAAAAGUGAGUAUGAAUACUUGAUCAAAAGUGCAGAAGUGGCCCAAACGGUUGCAGAUAAGAAAGUAGAAGCAGCGCAGGCUUGGAUUGAAGCACUGAAAGCAGAGGAAAAAGAGAUGGUUUCAAGAACUGAACUGGUAGAAAAAGAACUCAAAGAGAUUAAAAUCUCAGAAGAAACCGAGUUGUGCGAAAUUCAACCUGCAACACCAAAAAGAUCGAUGAGAGAGAACAGAAUGUCGAUUGGAUCAGUGAGAAAGACAAUGAUGAGGAGGUCGUCAGUGUCGAUGGGAGUCGCUAGACAAAGUUCUCGAUCUCCAUCCUUUUCAAUCAAGAGGAGGGCAGUGAUGCCUAAUUUAGUUAAGUUUCUUAGAAAAGGCAGAAAUCAGAAGUGAAAUUGUAGAAGAAAGAAUUUUCCGCAUCCGAUGCAGCAUCAAGUGUGUAGAUAUUAGAUGUAUCACUGUUGAUAUAUAAGAACGACAUUCGUGUUUUUGGAGCAA
Molecule: messenger RNA, 2059 nt
Organism: Asparagus officinalis (garden asparagus)
Lineage: Eukaryota; Viridiplantae; Streptophyta; Magnoliopsida; Asparagales; Asparagaceae
Product: protein PLASTID MOVEMENT IMPAIRED 2
Exons: 2
Coding region: 257-1954 (565 amino acids)
Source: RefSeq, a predicted model, not a curated record